Molecule: messenger RNA, 3851 nt
Organism: Helicoverpa zea (corn earworm)
Lineage: Eukaryota; Metazoa; Arthropoda; Insecta; Lepidoptera; Noctuidae
Product: glutathione synthetase-like
Exons: 13
Coding region: 232-1827 (531 amino acids)
Biological process (GO): glutathione biosynthetic process
Cellular component (GO): cytosol
Molecular function (GO): ATP binding; glutathione synthase activity; glutathione binding
Source: RefSeq, a predicted model, not a curated record
CUGUCUACCAUAUGUCAAUGAAACAAAACUUUAUUCACAAUUUCACAUUCACAUUGCCUGGCUGUACGUUUGUCAAAAGGAAAACAUCUUAAACUAAAAUUAUGAACUAGUCCUUGUACUACAUAAAAUACAAUAAAUACACGAAAAAUAAAUCAUACGUCGCUAAGCCCCUAACAGAGCAACACGUCUAAACAUUUUAAACAGUAUUUGUUCGGCGAUAUCUUUUUAAAAAUGUCGCAAGCCCGCUUCGCAUCGUGUAUUCCUUUGCCUAUAGAACAGAAGAACUUGGUGAACGUAAUAGAAAAAGCGAAGGACUGGGCUUUAAUGCACGGAGUGGCGAUGCGAGACAAGAAACACUUCAAUAAAGAUGUGAUCCAGGUCGCACCAUUUGUGUUGUUGCCUUCACCGUUCCCAAAGUGCGAGUUUGAGAAGGCUGUGGAACUACAACCAGUGUUGAACGAACUAAUGCAUAAGGUGGCGCAUAACGAUGAGUUCUUGGAGCAUACACUGCAGAAUGCACUGCAAGUGGACGAGUUUACAAGGAGCCUUUAUGACAUUUGGGUCAAAGUGCGAAACGAGGGAAUCACUCAGCCGAUAUCAUUAGGCAUGCUGCGGUCGGACAUCAUGCUGGAAUCCAGAUGCCCCCACACGGAGAACCAGUGUGCUAAACACACACCAUACUGCUCCUGGAAGCAGGUGGAAAUCAACAGCAUCGCUUCAGGGUUCGGGCACCUGGGACCCUCGAUCAGCCUCGGUCUCUUCCGCUCCGAUUACCUGAUGCACAACGAGGACAGUAACAGUAUCAAGCAAGUGGAGUUUAACACGGUGGCCUCAAGCUUUGGAGCCAUGACGUCGUAUCUGCCAACAAUGUCUCGUUACAUCCUGCGACAGCUGGGACACCCCGAUUUGAUCAAAAAUAUGCCAGAAAACAAAGCGCUAUCGGGCCUAUGUUCCGGGAUCACAGAUGCUUACGACCUGUUCGGCGUGCCGAAUGCAGUCAUCCUGUUUGUGGUCGAAGAAGUAUCUUACAACAUCUGCGAUCAAAGAUUCCAUGAAUUUGAAAUUGCUGAGAAACGGCCCGAUAUUAUGAUUCACAGAAAAACACUGAACGAGAUUUAUGAAGAGACCACUUUGAAUGACAAGAAGCAGCUUAUUCUGGAUGGCCGUGCAGUUGCGGUGGCGUAUUACCGCUCAGGGUACGAGCCUGCACAAUAUCCUUCGCAAAGGGAGUGGGACGCCAGGCUCCGUGUCGAGAGAUCCACAGCCAUAAAAUGCCCGUCGAUCCAGUACCAGUUAGCCGGUACCAAGAAGGUGCAACAAGCGUUAGCGGCGCCGGGCGUCUUGGAACAAUUCAUGGGCGCCGGAGCGACCACCAACAGAGUCAGAGAUAUAUUCACUGGACUCUACUCGCUGGACUUCGACGAGAGUGGGGAGAGAGCCGUCGAAAUGGGCCUUAAGGAUGCCGAAAAGUUCGUGCUGAAGCCGCAGCGCGAGGGCGGCGGACACAACGUGUACGGCGCCGACGUGCGCGACGCGCUGCUGCGCAUGCGCCACUCCCGCGAGCGAGCCGCAUACAUACUCAUGGAGAGGAUCGUGCCGCCACUGGUUUCAGGCUACGUGAUUCGUCCGGGCGCGACGAUACCGCCCCCAGUCGUCGACUUGGUUUCAGAGCUCGGCAUAUUUGGAGUUAUCAUUGGGACAAAAGACAAAGUAUUCCACAACAGGCAAGUUGGUCACAUGUUGCGCACGAAGUUAGCCGACGCCAACGAGGGCGGAGUCGCCGCUGGCCUCGGAGCCCUAGAUUCACCAUUCUUAAUAGAUGUGUAGUACGAAACACCAAACUUUUAAACGGACUAUACUCAUUUACACGAAUAUUCAUUGAGUUUUACUUUAAUACUAUAGUACAGAUCUUCUCAAGUAACUUUGCCGGUCUGAAGUUGGCUAGCAUUAAAUUCACGAUGUCGUAAUACAUUUUGACUAUCUCAUACAGCGUUCCCAAUAUUUUAUCUAUGUAUUGAUUUGCUUAAUACCGAUAGAAUUUGACAUUAGCCCCAUGCGAGUAAUGUCGAAUUCCUAUCUGAACUAUAUAAGCAAAUCAACAGUUGGAAGAAUAUUGCGAACGGCAGUUAGUUAAUAAUAGCCAACUUCAUAGCGUUAUUUGACAAGGCCUGUUUUUUUUUAGCAAAUCAUUGAAUUUAUCUGACAGAUGAAUAUAGACUAUUUUUUUUUAUGUGGAUAAAUCUGCUGUUAAAAAUAUAUUAAGGGCUUACAACACAGCUCAUUUCAUAUAAUUAUCGUUAAAUAUAUUUGAGUAUUUAUUUUGUCUAUUGCUAUCUUUUGAAGGUGCUAGAAACCAAAUGACUAAAUAAAAAAAGAUCCCGACGAACUGAAAACCUUCUUUUUGGAAGACGGUUUAAAAAUAUAUAGUUCGCGCAGUUUUUAUUUAUUGAGCUGUGGUAGUAACCCUUAGUGAUGCUCCUAACAAGACAAAAUAUCGAUAAAUCGAUAAAUGAGUAUAGUCCCCUCGAGUCAUGAUUGCAGGACAAUAUUUAAUGACUAAAUUAUGAGUGUUUUUUUCUUAUAUAUAUUUAAAUAAAAUUUUGAUAUAAUUAAGGCGUGAAUGAACGUGAUACUCGCACAAGUUUUUUUUAACGGAACAAUGCACUUUCAAUGCCUUUAAUAAAUACUUUUUGACUUCACUUUUUUCCAGCCAAUGUAACAUGAAAUUGGUUAUUUUACUCAUGUUGAUUAUAUUAGUUUAAAAAUAAAUCUGUAACUUAUUCAAAAAACACAUUUUUUUAAACAUUUGUAAUUUCUUCAACCAUUGUGCAAACAUCAUUAGAAUAAAUUGUAUAAUACGUGAGUUAAGACACUUGUGAUAUCUUGCACUUAGACUACGUAAUUUUUUACUGUAAUAAUAUAACUUUUAUUCAUAGAUUUUAAUAUGAUGUCAAGAAAACAAAAAAAAAAUCUUGAUUUUAUUUAAUUAUUAUUGAUUUAUCCAAAUACUUGUAAAAAAACCGUAAAAAGUAUAUUGAUUGAAUAGUCAACUGUAGAGAAAUAUUUUCCAUAUUUUUUCUACGCAAAAAUUGACAAUUAAUUACAGUAAUAUUUUUAUUUAUAAUGAACAAUAAAAUUAUGUUUUAAAAACCAAGAAGAACGCCUAUCAACGAUAAGCUGGCAAUUUAACAUUAGAAACUUGUUUUGUGCAAUAAAUUAAUAUUAUCAUGAAUUAUAUUUAAAAAUGCCGAAUUAUUAUGUUCCCUUAGCCAUAUAUUAUAUUGUUAAAUAACGAAUUGAUUAUUAUUUUUUUGUAUUGACAUUCCGUAUUAUUUUGGCUCGCAUUUAAAAACGAAUGAAGUCGCUCGAUGUAUUUAAAGUCCAAUUUUUUAAUUUAUUUCUAUUAUGUAACACCUCUUUAGUAGCAUUUAUCGAAAUCUUGCAUUGGAGGAUUUCAGUCAAACUACCGCCGAGUUACUUCUCAAGAAUUUUAAUCUAUAUUCUUCAGGAGGAAAGAUCAAAACCGAACGACCAUAAGUAACUCGAUUGUAAAAAGGUAAUAAUAUAAUCUAUUUUUAAGAAAGACUGUGAGACGAUACCUGCAGCUAGCAUCGAAAAUAAAUUACAAAAUCGAAGGAAAUAUUAAUCGGAAAAUUCUUUCUCACUGAUAAAUAAUUUCUAUAUACUUACUCAGCGCAGCGUUCUUUGCGCCUUGAACAAAAACCCUAGGCCAAUUAUUAUCUCAAUGUUAGUUGCAAGUAAACGUCGAUCUGUGGUGCUGAGCGAAACGCGUAGAUAUAAUACUUUAGAUGUUUUUAAUAACUUACACAAAAUAUAAGCAGUUGACUUAA